Molecule: messenger RNA, 1546 nt
Organism: Danaus plexippus (monarch butterfly)
Lineage: Eukaryota; Metazoa; Arthropoda; Insecta; Lepidoptera; Nymphalidae
Product: allatotropins-like
Exons: 8
Coding region: 72-755 (227 amino acids)
Source: RefSeq, a predicted model, not a curated record
CCGGGUUAGAUCACUUUACGUGGACAACGUGUCCGUCAGUGCAGUGGUUUGUGUUACGGAAACUUUGAGCCAUGAAUAUCACGGUGCAUCUGGCGUUGGUGCUGGUGGUCCUGUUGUCGGUGGAGUCAGCUCCUGAUGGAAGGUUCAAUAGGAAACAGGAGCGUCCAACCCGAGGGUUGGUAAACUUCAACACUCUAGCAGCCCGUAGCUUUGGAAAACGCGACAGGAUUGAGCGCGACGUCAAUCAACAGCCUCCACCGGAGCGCACUAAUCGUGGUACACCCACUUUUAAGAGCCCCUCUGUUGGAAUUGCUAGAGAUUAUGGCAAAAGAACGCCAGAUAUGGAAUCGGAAGAUGAGCCGAACAGGAAAAAAUUUCAUUUGAAGGGCCCAUUGAUGGUCGCUACAUACUACGGAAAAAGGACUGAUAAUGAUUACUUAAGAGAGGAAGAGGAAGAAAUUAGAGUGACUAGAGGAACAUUCAAUCCACAUUCUAAUGUGCUUAUUGCUAGAGGAUAUGGAAAAAGGGAGUCAAGAGAUGAAGAACACGAGCCGAAUAAUUUCUGGGAAAAUCUUGAGGCAUCACAGGACGGCGACAAUGGUAAUGAUGAAAAGACGGUGGACAGUAUUCCGAUGGAUUGGUUCGUCAAUGAAAUGAUAAAUAGCCCCGAUUUCGUCCGAUCUGUCGUACUCAAAUUCAUAGACCUUAAUCAGGACGGCAUGCUCUCAGCGGAGGAACUUUUAAGAAAAUAUUGAAUGAUUUCUGUUAAAUCUCGUGAUUCUCUUUAACCCAUUGAUUAGUUUUAUAUAAAUCUUUUACUGAGUUAUAAUCAUUUUGUAACUUACGGCACUGUGAUAUAUUAAAUAUUGUUUCAUGAAAAUAUAAACGUCUAUUAUUUAUGACUUGACAGAUAUUAAUACUUUGUAAAUACUUUUAAAUUGUCUAUAAUUUUCGGUGCAUUUAGAUUGCCAUGAUUCUGUAACAUGUACUGUGUUAAUAUAAUUCGUAUUUAAAAAUUCGUUUAUUUUAUUUAUUCGACUUGUAAUCACAUUAUUAUCAUUUUAAACAAUUACCACUGUACUAUUUGGUUCCGUACUACAAUGUUAGCCAGCUUCGUUCAUUUCCUAAAGAUUUUUUGCAGAAUCCUUAACGUACAAUAACAGCUAAGUCUAUAGGAUUAUUCUUGUGGUAUCUUUAAUAAAGGUGCUUUUUAUUCACACAAUAUUAAUGCCUUCUUCAUUUCUAAUAUUCAUAUAAAAGUAUAACUGUAUACUCCAAAUAAAUAUGAGAUGAAAGACUUGACAUUUAUUGUUGUAGAUUUCUUUUCCAUGUCUCACUCUGUUUAUUAUCUGUAGAUUAUGUGAGGGGAAAGGCGUAACUUCAACAUUGUAAGAUAUAUGUUAUAUAGGCUGGGUUUAUUGUGAGUCAAUUCGCAAAAAUGUAUUUAUAAGUAGUUCGAGAGCUCUACAUACAUACUUAUAUUGUUAAGUGUAAUUAAAUCGUCUAAUAACUGAGUGUUGAAACGGUGCCCGCUCAUUAGAAUGUU